AUGCCCCCACCAGAUCUCUGCUUCCAGAGGCCCCCGCCGCCAGACGCGCUGUCUCUGCCCAGGGCCGACUCCGAGGAGAUCGUCACCUACAUCUCCGAGGGCAUGACGGUGACCUCGGCCGACGAGGAGAAGCUGCAGCUGCUGAACAAGAACACGGAGCUGCGGCGCAUCAACAAGGAGCUCGUGAAGCUCAACCAGGAGUGGGACCAGAUCUACCACGCCACCACGCUGGGGCUGCAGCAGAAGGUGCGGGCCCUGCAGCAGGAGAUGGCGGCCCUCAGGCAGCACGCGGAGCGGCUCGCCAUGAAGCUGGACCACGAGCAGAGCAAGAGGGAGUACUGCGAGCAGACCCUGAUCCAGGAGCUGAAGAAGAACCAGCACCUGCAGGAGUACGUGCGGCAGCUGGAGGGCAGCCAGCACCGCGGGCCCCCGGCCGGCCGGCCCCCCGGGAGCCCCGAGGCGCCGGGCGCCGGGCCCCAGCGGGGCUGCGGGCAGCGCGCCCCGAGGACGCCGGGCAGCGAGCGCCGUGAGCCCCCCGACAAGGAGGUGACCGACCUGAAGGACCAGCUGGAGGCCCUCAAGUGCCAGACGGAAAUUUAUGAGGCCGAUUACAGGACAGAGCACCGGGACCGCGAGCGCAUCGAGGCUGAAAACGAGAAGCUGCGGAAGAAGGAAGAGGAGAUGAGGCAGCAGAUGGUGCUCCUGCAGGAGCAGCUGAAGAUCUUUGAGGACGACUUCAGGAAAGAAAGGUCGGACAAGCAGCUGCUCCAGCGCCUCCUGAAGAGCAAGUCUGCCCCCAAGGAGCCCGUCCUGGUCCAUCGCUGCAACAGCCACGAGAAGCCCGGCCCGCCGGCCACCUCCGCCCCCAGCAGCGCCUCGGGCCCCAGGGGGGCUGGCUGCAGCCGGCACUGCGAGAAGCCCGGCCGCAAGCAAGGCGAGUGCGCCAGGCACCCAGAAGCCCAGAUCCCCACUUUCAGCAGAGACUACUAGGAACGAGGGCUGGACUCCCUGCCUCGCCUUUCAUCCUCCUCUGUGCCUCCUCCUGCACCAGCAGCCAGCUGGAUCCAGGACCUAGGAGCCUUGCUCAUCCACUGCCUGUGGACAACCCUCCUCGGGAGCUUCUCCAUCAGGGCUGCCUUGGUUAGCACCAAGACUGCCCACUGCUUGAGGUCCAGCCCAGCAGAGCAGAACUUACUUCCUCUCCGGCAUAAAUCUCUCCUUCAUUUUUCAAGGCCCGGAUGCAAGAGCAGGAGGUUUGUAUCUCUUUGACCUGGAGUGCAUCUCCUUUGCCUCAUCUAACCUGCCUUUUCCCUCUGGAAAGCCCAGGGCUUGCAAAAAGGAAACCAGCAGGGAAAAGGCCCAGGUGCAGGCCCAGGGCGGUGCCGGUGCCAGGGAAGGGCUCCGCCACCCCUGCAGCCGCCGGGGACUCUCGCUAUGCUGCUGCGGACCAGCCCUGGUUCCAGCAGCAUCUCUUUGCGCUGCUAUUGCUCCCACUGAGGGGCUUUCAUUCAAGCACUUGGAGGCUUUGGCUACUCUCUCCCCAGGCUGGGACUGGGGGAGGAAUGGCUAGGGUCAAAUCCAGACUUAUUUAUUUGUGUUAACUCAUUUUCUUGGCUUCCUGUUGAGCUGAGACUUUCUACAAGCAAUUGAAUAAAAAAAUAUAAAAUGAA
Dromaius novaehollandiae (emu) is the source of this 1670-nucleotide messenger RNA. RefSeq names its product TNFAIP3-interacting protein 3-like. Lineage: Eukaryota; Metazoa; Chordata; Aves; Casuariiformes; Dromaiidae. The coding region runs from base 1 to 990 and encodes 329 amino acids. The transcript is spliced from 7 exons. The record is from RefSeq and is a predicted model, not a curated record. Gene Ontology annotation, biological process: cellular response to lipopolysaccharide; regulation of transcription by RNA polymerase II.